AGACGGCCUCGCAGGCGGGUGGUGUCGGCGUAGCUGGCUGGUGAGGGCGGGAGUGAGUGAGUCACUGAGCGUGAGUGAGCGAUAGAAGCAGCGAGCGAGCAGCCCGCGCUGUCCGCCUGCAGCCCUAGUCAGGCCCCGCUGCCCCUCCGCCCCGCGCCGAGGCCGGGCCGAGCCGAGCCGAGCUGGGUCGGGCCCGGGCCAUGCUGCUCACGGUGUACUGUGUGCGGAGGGACCUCUCCGAGGUGACCUUUUCCCUCCAGGUCGACGCUGACUUCGAGCUGCACAACUUCCGCGCACUGUGCGAGCUCGAGUCCGGUAUCCCCGCCGCUGAGAGCCAGAUUGUCUAUGCUGAAAGACCUCUUACAGACAACCACAGAUCACUGGCUUCUUAUGGCUUGAAAGAUGGUGACGUUGUGAUUUUACGACAGAAGGAGAGUGCAGACCCUCGACCUCCAGUGCAGUUCCCAAAUUUACCCCGAAUAGACUUCAGUAGUAUAGCUGUGCCCGGCACGUCAGGCUCCCGGCAGCGCCCGUCACCAGCAGCGCAACAGCCCCACUCAUCUCCUGGAGAAAUAGCUUCAUCUCCUCAGGGCUUGGACAAUCCAGCCUUGCUCCGAGACAUGUUGCUGGCCAAUCCCCAUGAGCUGUCCUUACUGAAGGAACGCAAUCCUCCCCUAGCAGAUGCUCUGCUCAGUGGAGAUCUUGAGAAAUUUUCUAGGGUUUUGGUGGAGCAGCAGCAAGACCGAGCCCGGAGAGAGCAAGAAAGGAUUCGUCUUUUUUCUUCUGACCCUUUUGAUCUUGAAGCUCAGGCAAAAAUAGAAGAAGAUAUAAGGCAGCAGAAUAUUGAGGAAAACAUGACCAUAGCUAUGGAAGAGGCUCCAGAAAGUUUUGGCCAAGUGGUGAUGCUCUAUAUUAACUGCAAAGUGAAUGGACAUCCUGUGAAAGCCUUUGUUGACUCAGGUGCCCAAAUGACUAUUAUGAGUCAAGCGUGUGCGGAAAGGUGUAAUAUAAUGAGGCUGGUGGACCGUCGGUGGGCAGGAAUUGCCAAAGGAGUGGGCACCCAGAAGAUUAUUGGGAGGGUACAUCUAGCUCAGGUUCAGAUCGAAGGGGACUUCCUGGCAUGUUCAUUCUCUAUACUAGAGGAGCAGCCCAUGGACAUGCUUCUGGGAUUGGAUAUGCUUAAGCGACAUCAGUGUUCCAUUGACCUUAAGAAAAAUGUCCUAGUGAUCGGCACCACAGGCUCCCAAACAUCUUUCCUUCCGGAGGGAGAGCUGCCAGAGUGUGCCAGGUUGGCGUAUGGGGCUGGGCGAGAGGACCUGCGGCCAGAGGAUAUUGCAGACCAAGAAUUAGCAGAAGCCCUUCAAAAAUCCGUAGAGGAUGCAGAGCGGCAGAAGCCAUGAUGCAUGUAGUGUGUGUGUGCUGCAGCUGGAGUGGGCCCCAGACCAGAGAAAAGUGGUAAAGAAACUACCUCACUGGGAAUGUCAUCGUUACCAACUUCAGAUGGAUUUGACCAUCUAGCCCAUCCUUCAGGACAGAGUUCUGAGAUUGGUAAUCAUACGAGUGUUCCUCGUUCUGUCUCUACUUCAGUCUGCCCUGUAAAGCCCAGUGAUGCAGCUGGCCUUGACCGUCAAGCUGACAAGGCUUUGAAGGUUUCUGCUGAGUUCCAGAUCGCCUCUGAAGAGAGAGAGCAUCUCCUUCCUCUACAGGGUCUUUCAGCUCAUGCUUCUUCAGCAG
Molecule: messenger RNA, 1734 nt
Organism: Elephantulus edwardii (Cape elephant shrew)
Lineage: Eukaryota; Metazoa; Chordata; Mammalia; Macroscelidea; Macroscelididae
Gene: DDI2
Product: DNA-damage inducible 1 homolog 2 (S. cerevisiae)
Exons: 10
Coding region: 201-1400 (399 amino acids)
Biological process (GO): proteolysis
Molecular function (GO): protein binding; aspartic-type endopeptidase activity
Source: RefSeq, a predicted model, not a curated record